Messenger RNA from Opisthorchis viverrini, 2418 nucleotides. RefSeq lists its product as hypothetical. Lineage: Eukaryota; Metazoa; Platyhelminthes; Trematoda; Opisthorchiida; Opisthorchiidae. The transcript has 2 exons. The annotation marks the transcript as partial. The record is from RefSeq and is a predicted model, not a curated record.
UUGGCUGCCGAGGCCCUAGCCAUCACCAACGGGGAGCAUAAAAACGACAAACUGUGCUUGGAAAACCAGCCGGAAAGUAUCCUUGAGCCAGCAAACUUGAGAGAAAAUGGCGGGGACAGAAAACGUUCAUUCGUCGAAUUGGAGGAAUCAAGAGAGCACAAGACGGCUGAAUUAUGCAACAAACGUCCAUUUAGACCUUCUGAUGUGGCGAAUAAGCCCUAUGAACAAGGACAGAAGUUAAAAGGCACCAUUUUAUAUGAUCUUCUCUCGGGAAGAGAAAACCUGCAUACGGCCUCAUUGAGGAGUCAACUUUUUCUGCUGUCUUUCAGAGAUGCACCAAAGUGCGCACCCCUUGACCCAGUUCCCCAACAAGCUAGACUGAGAAAAAGGUUGAAACCAGUUAGGAAACACAAUGUUGCAUUUACAUGUCUAGAUGAAAUUCAGAGUAAGGCAUCUAUCAUUCGAACGCAAACAGUCGAUUGCUCCUUAACUUCCACGCAUAAAACCAGGCUCCUUGCAAGCAAAAAACAUGGUCACAAGAUACCACGCGUAGAAUCACUGCCAGUAUUUGAAGGACCAGCAGUGCAUUCACUGAUACCACGGACCGAGCGACUUGUUGAUCCACAAAAGCUACCUCAGAAGUUCCAAAGACCUUCGUGUUAUCCAGAGCAUAAUCUGAACAACCGUUCACGUGUUCGGCUAUCUUGCAGCGGAAUGGAUCUGAACUCGGAGCAACCACUUGAUCUGUCACAUUCAAAGCGGCAAGCGAAUGAGCUUUUUGGAUCGCGUUCUCACUACAGUGAGCCACUGCACACAUACCCACCUUCCAUCAUUUCAGAUCAACAUUUGUUCGCGGAUUAUAAACAAAAGAGUCAGCAAAUGGAUAAAAACUCUGUCAAAGUAAAGUUUACUCCUGAAAACAACAAGGAAACCCAAAGUGGCCGUCAAAGUCCACAAGGAUAUGAACUUUUGUUGCAACAUUUUGUACACUUACUGAUGUCCCCGCUCAACCUAACAAUGUUGUCAUCAAAAAGAGACAUAAAAUUUUCGAACAGCUUAGCAAAACAACAACUGCCGCACCUGCCCUGUCACCCAAAAAUAAUUCAGCCAGCAUCACCAUCCAGCAGUGGAAGCACUUCUCCUCGACUGAUUCCAAAACAAACAUCGCCCAGUAUCCCUUUCAAAGAGCAAUAUCUACAAUUUUCUCCUGAAACUAUUGUACGAAGAACUGUCCAUGACACAUCCCCAUGUUCCAGUAACUUUGCUCCUAGCGAAGCUUCAAAGGAUUCUCCAAGCACCUCCCCACCUAUCAGGUUAAAUAGGGACACAUUAAAGGAUGAGAAGCUACACGAAUUAAUUUUCAACUCAACUCAAUAUAUGUCACAAGCUGAUCAGACCAUACCCAGUUUCCUGACGCCGCAACAAGCACUUGUGAAUGUUCUCUCGCUUCAGGAUUCGAACCUCACCAAAAAUGUAGCAGGAGAGCUUCAGGUUAUUCCUGGAUGCACCACACCGCACCGACAAGAAAACGGUCAUAAGCAUGUCAAAACCAGAGACAGUACGGGGCUGUAUAAACCAAUGAAACAUUGUCCACCGAUGCUAGCGAUGCGGUGUGCAGUGAAUAAGGAUUCCGCUAUAACUUCCAAAAAAAUAUUGGAAGAGCCACACGAUACUAUUGCGCAUCAUUUGCAUUGCAGCGUGCGCCGCUGGAUAGGUAAGCUGGUUCAUCUUUUGAAAAAGCCUGAAGAACUCUUUCUGGAGUGUUUUUCAAGGAUGAGUGUUGUUGGAUCGUCCAUUGAAGGUAGGUUCCCCCAGCAAGUUGUUCUGCGUUGUUCAAGUGCACUUAUGUUAGAGCUAAGAAAUAAGUCCAGUGAAACCAGAUUGCGCCUAGUUCAAGAGAGCUGGCAUCAGUUGUUUGCCAUUUUUGCCCUCGAAGAACAUCUUGACAUUGUCAGCUUCGCACGAUAUAAACUUGAGCACUUAUUCGACGCCCUAUCAGAAAGUCAAAGGGCCAUCCGAUCCGAGAGUGAACAAAGCAACCAGAGAAUAACGGAACUUUCAAAGUACGAAACUCUUCAACUUGAAGACACCGUCAGGUAUCUGCAUCUUCUACAGAACGCAAUUUGGGGAAUGGAGUUGAAAGACACCGUUUUUGUCCUCAUUCGAAUGACCCUACUACUCUCAGGAGUUCACGAAGAUGCUUCUAAAGAAGAACUGUUCCAUAAUACGGAAACAGCCAUCCUGCAUGACUUGAAAACAAGCUCGCUCAGUUCAACAUGUUUCAGUGCGUUGACCACAACACAAGUGAACACUACACUCAAAAUACUUCGGGCUAUCAGGAAAGAACCAAUCCGAAUAUUGUUUCGUGACUUUCUGGAGGAGCCUGUUGAAUCACUCUUUUGCAGACUCUUGUCGGAC